GCUGUUUACCAAGCCUCAUGGAUGUGGGACCAGGGUUCGUUUGUGCUGCGCUGAGAACCGUCUUUGGUACGGUUAUCGCACAACUUCGCAGGCUCGGCAUUGAUCUACCGCGCAUCGGAAGAGGAUUUCUCUUGACUGUUAUUGGUGCUUUCAUCUUUUGGUUGGGAGUCACUCUGCUAUUCAACUGGCCUCUCCUUGCGAUUGGAAAUGUCCUCGUCGUGGUGGGUCCUAUCUAUACAUUGGGCACAGAGCGGACUCUCUGUUUCCUAUCCAAUGAAGACAACCGGAUGGCAUCCGUAUGCUUCAUAGGAGGCUUCUGCUUGCUGGUCUUUGGCCAAUGGCGUACAGUUGGAAUACCGCUGGAAAUUUACGGGAUCUUCCUGCUUAUCCAACAGUAUCUCCCCGGAGACCCCAUCAAGUAUCUCGUAGGUGUACUUGCUAAAUUUCUCGGCAUGGAGUUGGAGGAACACGAGAAAUCUGCCACUUCAAAGUUCAUCUGGUCUUCAAUAUUCCUCCGCCUCGGCUUAAAAAAGCUCGGACAUAUCGGUUUAGUCUUCGGAUUUGCACAGCUUCUCUACAAGUCCAAAUUUCCAUUCAGAUAUAAAAUGAUGGCAACGAGCGUGUUCACUUUUGGCGAAGCCUUCCUGCUUGCAGGAUGGUUUGGAGUGGGGCUUCUUGUAGUGAGUUGUGCGCACAUAUUAUUAACCAGGAGCGUAGUUGAGCGAUUAAUCAACUUUCUCAAGAUGUGGCCCGUCUUAAGAUCUAUUUUUUCGCAUCCUUUCGUUGAGCAGUUCCUCAGGCACAUUGAGGAUAACACUCCGGGCAGUCAGCAGUCGAUUGGGAAUGAGGUUGAGUCUACAUCACAACAAGGAACAUAAAUCCGGUAUUUCA
This is a messenger RNA of Acanthaster planci (crown-of-thorns starfish), 891 nucleotides long. RefSeq lists its product as uncharacterized. Gene Ontology annotation, biological process: endoplasmic reticulum to Golgi vesicle-mediated transport; retrograde transport, endosome to Golgi. The record is from RefSeq and is a predicted model, not a curated record. Lineage: Eukaryota; Metazoa; Echinodermata; Asteroidea; Valvatida; Acanthasteridae.